This is a messenger RNA of Mugil cephalus (flathead mullet), 2235 nucleotides long. It is a transcript of the gene nedd1, whose product is annotated as NEDD1 gamma-tubulin ring complex targeting factor. Bases 145 to 2121 code for a protein of 658 amino acids. The record is from RefSeq and is a predicted model, not a curated record. NCBI's taxonomy places the organism in Eukaryota, Metazoa, Chordata, Actinopteri, Mugiliformes, Mugilidae. Gene Ontology annotation, molecular function: gamma-tubulin binding. Gene Ontology annotation, biological process: microtubule nucleation; mitotic cell cycle. The transcript has 17 exons. Gene Ontology annotation, cellular component: ciliary basal body; centriole; spindle pole.
CGGUUUAUUGGCUGCGGGCGGAAGUCAAAACAAAACAUUUUGAGAAGUUUCAGUGUCAGUCCUGGGAUCAGUGUGAACGGGGACAGAAGUUCCGACCGGAUUGUAAAUAGAAGUCAGAUUCUAUCUCAGUCCUUCUCCUCAGCCAUGGAGGAGGUGACUCGUCUGGUUUCCACGGGGGACAGCGUGAAGAUCUGGGAUGCGGUUUCCAUGGCACCGCUGGAGCAGUUUAACCCGCACAGCGUCAGUCACCCCGUGGCUCAGGCCUGCUGGAGCUCCAACAACCAGUACCUGGUCAGUGCCAGCAGCAGUGGGGACAAACUGGUGGUCUCCAGCCUCAAGUCCUCUCCAGCUCCAGUGGUGGAACUGGGUGAUGGGAAGAAGCAGACCCGUGUGUGUCUGAGUUCCUCGUCUCAGUUCGUGGUCAGUGGAGGUCUGGAUCACUGCGUCCACAUCUGGGACCUGAAGACCAAGAGACUCCACCGCUCGCUCAGAGACCACAAAGAGGAGGUGACCUGUGUGUCCUUUAACGCCAACGACAGCUACAUCGCCUCCGGAUCCACCAGUGGGGACCUGGUCCUCCACAGUCUCACCACCAACCUGUCCAGCAAAGCCUUCGGACACGGCAGCAACCAGCCCGUCCAUGACCUGAGGUUGUCCGCGGUGAAGCGCUCGCUGCUGGGCAGCGUCUCCGAUAGUGGGACCGUGGUUCUGUGGGACUCCAACACCCAGAAGGAGCUGCAGGUGUUCGACAGCGCUCACAAGGCUCCGAGCUCGGGCCUGGCCUUCUCCCCGACCUCCGACCUCCUGGUGGUCAGCGUCGGUCUGGACAAGAAGAUCAUCUGCUACGACACGGCCAGCAAGAUUGUCCUCAAGUCCAUCCGUGUGGACAGUCCUCUGACUGCAGUGGACUUCACUCUGGACGGGACGGCUCUGGUGGUCGGGUCCACUCAGGGGAAGAUCUACCAGUACGACCUGAGGAACUCUAGCGCCCCCACCAGGGUGACGGUCGCCCAUAAGACCUCCGUCACCUGCCUGCGCUUCCAGAGCAACACCAACAGGAACAAGUCCAGUAAAGUCGGCUCCUCCAAACUCUCCGGUGCUAAGAGGUCUUCAACCAAGAUGUCCAGCAGCAGCAUGCCAGACCCCGCCCCUCACACAGGCCCCGCCCCCAUCAGACAGGUGACGAGCACAGCAGGAGGCGCCGGCGCUGAGGUGCUGAGCCGGGAGGCUGAAGGCCAGCAGGGGUCUGAGCAGCCCCCCCUCCUGGACAAGUUUACCAGCGUUGGACGCAACAGUCUGGACAUAUUCUCUCCGGCUCGAGAAGAUGCGAGGACGCCCAGAGACUCUCAGUCUGCACGACCACAUGUUACCAGUUUGGAGAUGCUGUCCAGAGAAGGGGAGGGUCAGCAGCUGAUUGGCCGGGCCAGUCUGGACAUCUUCUCCCCGGUCAGAGAAGACGCUCCUUCAGGAACCAGCUCCCACCGGAAGACGCCCCUGGGAACUCCUCUGCUGGGCCCCGCAGGGACGUCCUACAGCCCGCUGUCCAUCUUCCAGUCGCCGCUGCCCGUCACCGCCGAGGAGCCAAUCACAGCAGCAGCAGGCGAACCAUGUGACCCCCGAAAGGCCAGUGGCUCCAGUCUGGAGGGGGAGGGACAGGCCACGCCCACCUCGGCCCAGCAGGCCAAUCACAGUCAGCCGGCGCCGUCGUUCUUCACGCCGGAGCCCGGCCUCAGGAGAACCAAUGGCGUUCAAGCUCAGCUGAGCUACGACUCACCUGUCCAUGUAGCUCCGCCCACCAGCUCUGCAGGUGCAGCCUCGUCGUCGGCCGUGUCGUCGUCUCUCUCUCAGAACAUCGCAGACGUGGUCGGACGAGGAGGAGCCGCUCCUCUCACCUCGCUGCAGAUCCACUUCAUCCAGAACAUGAUCCACGAGACUCUGGAGGAGUUCAGAGACGCGUGUCACAAAGACAUCAUCAACCUCCAGAUGGAAAUGAUCCGACAGUUUUACAUCCAGCUGGUUGAGAUCCACGGUCUGGUGGAGAAAUACUCUGUGAACGAGUCUCUGGUGGAGGAGAUCGAGAAGCUUCGGGAGGAGAACCGCCGGCUCAGGGCCAACUACUGACCCGAGGCCGAUGAAUCACGUAUAAUUUAAUGAGAUGUAAUAUAAGGAGCCGUGGUGAAUGCCUCAGUGUUUUAUUCACAUUUUGUCUCAAGAAUAAAACGAGUUAUAAAAGAA